AGUGGCGCGGCGGGCGGAGGCGGUGGGCUGAGGCCGCAUGGCGGCCGCCCAGCAGGAUCGGGCUGGAACGGGCGCGGCGGCGCGGGCCUGAACAGAGACGGCGGCCCAUGGGGAAGUACUGCGCCAGCCUGGGCGUCCUCAAGGGGCCCUGGGACCAGGUCUUCGCUGCCUUCUGGCAGCGUUACCCUAACCCCUACAGCAAGCAUGUCCUGACUGAAGACAUCGUGCACCGGGAGGUGACAGCGGACCACAAGCUGCUCUCCCGGCGGCUCCUGACCAAGACCAACCGGUUGCCUCGCUGGGCAGAACGCUUCUUCCCAGCCAAUGUCGCCCAUUCUGUCUACAUCCUGGAGGACUCAAUCGUGGACCCCAAGAACCGAACCAUGACCACCUUCACCUGGAACAUCAACCAUGCACGUCUCAUGGUGGUGGAGGAACGCUGCGUGUACCAGGUCAACCCAGAGAACAGCAACUGGACCGAAGUCAAGCGGGAAGCCUGGGUCUCUUCGAGCCUGUUUGGUGUCUCACGCGCCAUCCAGGAGUUUGGUCUGGCCCGGUUCAAAAGCAACGUGACCAAGAGCACCAAGGGAUUUGAAUACGUGCUAGCAAGAAUGCAAGGAGAAGCUCCGUCCAAAACACUGGUGGAGACAGCCAAGGAAGCAACAGAGAAAGCCAAGGAGACAGCUCUGGCUGCUACGGAGAAAGCCAAGGACUUGGCAAGCAAGGCAGCCACCAAGAAGAAGCAGUACGUGUGAGGGGCCAGGCACAGCCGGGCACCGGCUGCACUGAACAGAUAGGAGCCUGCUUAGAUUUUAUACUUUUAACCAAACUGUACAAGUCUGACAAUCAGCUGCUGUUAGAUCCUUUCCAAGAUGUAAUUAUCAUUAAAGAAUCUACUCUCACCUCUGA
This is a messenger RNA of Calypte anna (Anna's hummingbird), 909 nucleotides long. RefSeq names its product PRELI domain containing 1 (gene PRELID1). The transcript is spliced from 5 exons. The record is from RefSeq and is a predicted model, not a curated record. Bases 108 to 755 code for a protein of 215 amino acids. Gene Ontology annotation, biological process: phospholipid transport. Gene Ontology annotation, molecular function: phosphatidic acid transfer activity. NCBI's taxonomy places the organism in Eukaryota, Metazoa, Chordata, Aves, Apodiformes, Trochilidae. Gene Ontology annotation, cellular component: mitochondrial intermembrane space.